Suillus subalutaceus is the source of this 690-nucleotide messenger RNA. RefSeq lists its product as uncharacterized. NCBI's taxonomy places the organism in Eukaryota, Fungi, Basidiomycota, Agaricomycetes, Boletales, Suillaceae. The coding region runs from base 181 to 495 and encodes 104 amino acids. The transcript is spliced from 3 exons. The record is from RefSeq and is a predicted model, not a curated record.
UGUAAUAUACCGCCUCUGGUUGGCUGCUAUGAUGAUCGCCGAGAUCAUCCCACCAGUAAAAAUAACUUAUAUAUUCAACAGAAUUCACAGUCACGUAUAUUUGAUAGCUCUCACCAUAUUGAUUUAAUAUUGUUAUACCCUUCAACGUUUCUCAUAUUCUUCUUUCCACAUCAUACCACCAUGACACGCCCAUUUAAGCCUCCCCCGCUGGCCAGAGAUACUACUGGAUUUCGAUGCAAUUCGCUCCGCGCGUAUGCAUGGAAGCAAUGGACAAUGUUUGAAGCCACUUUUGCCAUAUGUGGUCUGGAACCUUGGGAGAAACUUGUUUUCGUGAUUGUUAUGUCUCUACUCACUUUCCUAUUCUUCACCGGCCUGUCUCGGGUAAUACCCAGUCAGAUCUCACUACUACCUCGCAUUGCAUACUAUCUUUGGGGCGACGAACGGGUACUAAAUCACUGGAUGGAUCACGCGGCAGCCAGUGUGAAGGAGCUAUAGCGUGAGGUUUUUGAUUGGCAGGGUGGAUGUGGGUAUACUUUACGUUGUCUGGGUUGAGGCACAGGGGGAGCAUGACGUUUGCCUGCCAGGUCCUCCUCGAGAUUGAAUUCGCUAUUGUCCAGCUGUAUUAUGUCUCUCGUACUUUAUUCUUCUAUCAUUUGUCUUAUGGAUUCCCCACUCGCGUAACUUUAUUUU